AUGUCUCUUCUUCAUUUACCUGCCGAAUUACGGCUCUUAGUUGCAAAUUUGCUGGAGGAAGAAAGAGACAUUAACUCAUUAGCUCAAAUCAACCAGGAGUUUUAUUCUCUCCUCAAUCCAUACCUAUAUCGACGCAAUUUGCUGAACUGUAGAGGUUCAGCGCUGUCGUGGGCAGCCCCACGAGGGAGAGAGGCGACGGCCCGAAUUUGCAUUUCAGAAGCAGCUAACAUUGGAACGAUUGAUUAUACCCUCCCCUUAUUCCGGGCCGCUAAGUUUGGCCACGAGGCGGUGGUGAAGCUAUUACUGGAGACUGGGCGGGUGGAUGUCGACUCGAAGGACUUUUUCAGUCACACGCCACUAUCUAUUGCUGUGUUGGGGGGGCAUGAGGCGGUGGUGAAGCUGUUACUUGCGACUGGGAGGGUGAAUGUCGACUCAAAGGACUCCAAUGAUCAGACGCCAUUGUCGUUUGCUGCGGGGGGAGGCCGUAAGGCAAUGGUGAAGCUGUUACUGGAGACUAGGAGGGUGGAUAUCAACUCAAAGUGCUCCCUGGGUCGCACACCAUUAUCAUGGGCCGCGUUUGGGGGCCACAUGGCAGUGGUGAGGCUGUUACUAGAGACUGAGGGGGUGGAUGUGGACUCAAAGGACUCCAAUGGUCGCUCGCCAUUAUCUAUUGCUGCGUGGAGAGGCUAUCAGGCAGUGGUCAAGCUAUUACUGGAGACUGGGUUAGCGAAUGUCGACUUAAAGGACUCCCAUGGUUGCACGCCAUCAUCUGUUGCUGCGUUGAGGGCGGCGUGA
Aspergillus udagawae is the source of this 795-nucleotide messenger RNA. RefSeq lists its product as uncharacterized. The record is from RefSeq and is a predicted model, not a curated record. The transcript has a single exon. Lineage: Eukaryota; Fungi; Ascomycota; Eurotiomycetes; Eurotiales; Aspergillaceae. Bases 1 to 795 code for a protein of 264 amino acids. Gene Ontology annotation, molecular function: protein binding.